Plasmodium fragile is the source of this 732-nucleotide messenger RNA. RefSeq lists its product as uncharacterized. NCBI's taxonomy places the organism in Eukaryota, Apicomplexa, Aconoidasida, Haemosporida, Plasmodiidae. Gene Ontology annotation, cellular component: VCP-NPL4-UFD1 AAA ATPase complex. The record is from RefSeq and is a predicted model, not a curated record. The transcript is spliced from 9 exons. Bases 1 to 732 code for a protein of 243 amino acids. Gene Ontology annotation, molecular function: polyubiquitin modification-dependent protein binding.
AUGGAAAAUGGAAACAAAAUUAUACUUCCACAGACUGCUCUAAAUGCCCUAGCUAGGAGGCACAUUUCAUGGCCAAUGUUGUUCGAAGUUUCUAACCCGUACACGGAGAAACGCACACACAGUGGGGUUCUGGAGUUUAUUUCAGACGAGGGGACGUGCCACAUGCCAUACUGGAUGAUGCAGCAGUUGUGCCUGAAAGAAGGAGACAUCGUGCGAGUCACCAGCGUUAGCCUACCCAAAGGCACAUUUGUUAAACUGAAGCCGUGUUCGACGGAUUUUAUGGAACUCUCCAACCACAGAGCUGUCCUUGAAACAGCCCUGCGGAAUUACGCCACCCUCACCAUUGGCGACAAUAUCGUAAUUCACUACUUGGGAAAGACAUACGAGAUAAAGAUUGUGGAUUUGAAACCCGCCUUCGCUUGCACUAUUAUCGAAACGGACGUCGAGGUUGAAUUUGAAGAGCCAGUGGACUACGCCCAAAGUGUGCAAUAUGUAGAGGAGCCCGUGCCCGAGGAAGAAAGCAAAUUCAAGGGAAAGGGACAAAGGACGGAUGGAAAAGUCUGUAAAACCAGUAAGAAGGAUAAAGUCAAGCAGAAGGUUGUUGAGAAUACUGAGCCGUGGAAGGAUAAGCUAGUUGGAGGAGUCAGGACCAAAUGUGCCGAGUAUGAAGAUCUGCUAAGGAAGGGUCGUAUCCCUGGAAUAAUCGGAAAAUUUCAAGAACGAAAAAACUAA